UGGCGAUCGAGAGCGAUCCUGACUUCAUUACAAGCCUAAUUUAUACGAAAAACAAACGAUAUUUCUGUAAAAUUGGGAUGGCUGACGUAGGAACACUUCAAGAACAAGCUUUGAAGCGAAAAGAACGUCUGAAAAAUCUUCGUAAAAAAACAGCUCAGAAUGAAGAUGAUGAAGAUAGUCUCAAGAGAAAAGCAGAUGAUUCUGGUGAAGAUGAAAUCAAGAAACCUGCCUUCAAGAAUUACAAACCUGAAGAUGAAAGCUUGCAGCAGCAUUUAGUCCCCCAAACAGAGGUUCCUAAAGUUGAGGAGCAGGUACAGGAUCAACUGAAGGCUGCAGUGGCUGAACCAGUCGUAGAAGAAGUUGACAUCACAAAUCUUGCACCAAGGAAACCUGACUGGGAUCUGAAGAGAGAUGUGGCAAAGAAACUUGAAAAGUUGGAAAGGAGAACACAACGAGCUAUCGCAGAACUGAUAAGAGAGAGGUUACAGAACUCUGAAGAGAAUGACAUUGUAUCAGCUUUAACAGCACAUUCAGAGGUGAGCGAAAAGGAGAAAGCUACCUACGACUCAGACUCUGAUUAGAACAUCGGCCACCAAGGACAGACACACUGCUUGAUUACAUCUAAGCAGCUAUGG
Strongylocentrotus purpuratus (purple sea urchin) is the source of this 635-nucleotide messenger RNA. Its product is annotated as coiled-coil domain-containing protein 12. Lineage: Eukaryota; Metazoa; Echinodermata; Echinoidea; Camarodonta; Strongylocentrotidae. Bases 78 to 581 code for a protein of 167 amino acids. The transcript has 6 exons. The record is from RefSeq and is a predicted model, not a curated record. Gene Ontology annotation, cellular component: U2-type spliceosomal complex; post-mRNA release spliceosomal complex.